ACUGACCGGAAUAACAAGCCAAUUGGGCUGAUGAACUGCGUCAUCUACUACACUGUACGUUUUUGUUUUCCUUUACAGUCUCUUCAACCUUGCCCCCGGGGUUGCUAGGCAACAGCCCCUGGGUUGCUUUGGAUUAGUCCCUGUGGCGUUUCCGGCGGAAGAAAGUAGCUUCCAGUGUUCUCACUGGAAGAGACCGCGGUUGUCGACAGUCUUAAAUUGAAGAGAAAGAGGGAGGCAAUUUGUACCGAUAAACAUUAUUUCAGGACUGACGGUGGGCGAUUACUAUUUGGAUUAUUUCAAGAUGAGCUUCCUGUUGCCCAAACUGACCAGCAAAAAAGAAGUCGACCAGGUGAUAAAGAGCACUGCAGAGAAGGUGUUGGUUCUCAGGUUUGGGAGAGAUGAGGAUCCUGUCUGUCUGCAACUAGAUGAUAUUCUUUCUAAGACGUCUUCUAACUUGAGUAAAAUGGCUGCUAUUUAUCUAGUUGAUGUGGACCAAACUCCAGUUUAUACACACUAUUUUGACAUCAGUUAUAUUCCAUCUACUGUGUUUUUCUUCAAUGGGCAACAUAUGAAAGUGGAUUAUGGGUCUCCAGAUCACACUAAGUUUGUGGGAAGUUUCAAAACCAAACAAGACUUCAUAGAUUUGAUUGAAGUAAUUUAUCGAGGAGCAAUGAGGGGAAAACUUAUUGUCCAAAGUCCUAUUGAUCCCAAGAAUAUCCCCAAAUAUGACCUCCUCUAUCAAGACAUUUAGCACAUUAACUACUGUCAAAGUUGGAGAAAGAGGCACAUCACGAGAAAUGGUAUUUGAAUGCAGCUGUGCUGUUUUCCUGGACUCCUUCGGAGACAAGCUCAGCGUCCCAGUGGAGGAGAGGUGUGACUUGUACAGAAAACGCUGGCCCCGAGUAGAAGACCCCGCCGGGGCUGUGAUGAUCCGGGAGGCCUGCGUUUUCUCCCUGCAAACCUCAGCACCCAGGUCAGCCGUGAUCGACUUCCCCCGCGUGAUUUGUUUGACUUUUCUCUGCAUUGUGCUUUUCCUUGUUCCUCAACAUAAUACAGAAUUCUCCUAAACACUGGCUAAUACAA
This is a messenger RNA of Artibeus jamaicensis (Jamaican fruit-eating bat), 1083 nucleotides long. It is a transcript of the gene TXNL4B, whose product is annotated as thioredoxin like 4B. Gene Ontology annotation, cellular component: U5 snRNP; U4/U6 x U5 tri-snRNP complex; spliceosomal complex. Lineage: Eukaryota; Metazoa; Chordata; Mammalia; Chiroptera; Phyllostomidae. Gene Ontology annotation, biological process: mRNA splicing, via spliceosome. The transcript has 4 exons. Bases 302 to 751 code for a protein of 149 amino acids. The record is from RefSeq and is a predicted model, not a curated record.